This is a messenger RNA of Magnolia sinica, 1855 nucleotides long. Its product is annotated as O-fucosyltransferase 13. The coding region runs from base 373 to 1710 and encodes 445 amino acids. The transcript has 6 exons. Gene Ontology annotation, cellular component: cytoplasm. Lineage: Eukaryota; Viridiplantae; Streptophyta; Magnoliopsida; Magnoliales; Magnoliaceae. The record is from RefSeq and is a predicted model, not a curated record.
GUCUGAUAUAGCUAAAACUAAUGCACGGAGUGGAUUUCUCACGGACAUAACGGUGCCCACCACGGAGCCUACAGGAACUUCCAUACGCCGGGCCGAUAAUUCGCGUCCAAAUUCCACAUUUAAUCAUUCUAUGCGGUCCUCGCUCCACGUGCGUUGCACGUGCCUUACCUAGUAACGAUUUACAGUCGGAGGCUAAGGCGUGCUCCUUCAAACCCUAGAUCUCAUCAUCAUCCACCCCAAAUCUCCCAACAUCCAAGAACAAUAGGAGGAAGAAAAGACCAAAAAACCAUAAUUUGCAUUUUGAUCGAUUCUGUUUCAGCUCCUACCUACUCGAUUAUAGAGUUUUGAAAGCAUUGCAAUGUCCGCAAGGCCAUGGCAAUUCCUGCAAUAAAGCCCUCGUUCUUCAGUAUUCUUCUAAUUGUUCUCUCCCUCCUCUUAGCAGCGAUCGUCUUUUCUCCAUCAACGCCAUUCUCUGGAAAAUUUCUCCCCCUAAAUUCUCCAGAGAUUUUUUCGCAUCGAGAAUUGGGUAUGUGGAGUGCCCACAGGAUCGUGGAUUGGAAACCUUGCAAAUGGUGGAACGGCAUUAAUUUGACGGCUCUACCAGCAGAGAGUAAUGGGUAUAUUCGAGUGGAUUGCUAUGGUGGGCUCAAUCAGAUGAGACGUGAUUUAUGCGAUGGCGUGGGUAUUGCACGCUUGUUAAAUGCUACUCUAGUUUUGCCAAAAUUCGAGGUGGCUGCAUACUGGAAUGAAUCAAGUGGCUUUGCAGAUGUCUUUGAUGCUGACAACUUCAUUCAACAGACAAAAGGUUUUAUAGAAGUUGUGAAAGAGUUACCAGCAGAGAUAGGCUUGAGAGAACCUGUUAGAGUAGACUGCAGCAAACGCAAAGGCCAGUUUGAUUACGUUGAGAGUGUUCUUCCCUCUCUUCUGCAACAUCGUUAUAUCUCCAUAACACCUGCAAUGAGCCAAAGAAGGGACAGGUAUCCGUUGUAUGCAAAGGCUGCUCUCUGCCAAGCAUGUUACAAUGCCUUACGCCUUACCAAAGCCUUGGAGGACAAAGGCUUGGAGCUUCUGAAUGCCAUACCCAAACCUUUCCUAUCACUUCACCUCCGUUUCGAACCGGACAUGGUGGCCUACAGCCAGUGUGAAUACUCUGGCCUCUCCCCUGCCUCAAUGGCUGCAAUUGACAUUGCUCGUGGGGAUAGAAAACCAUGGACUGGAGAUGCUGCUCGAGUGUGGCGAAACCGAGGCAAGUGCCCUCUCACUCCAAAUGAAACGGCUUUCAUUCUUCAAGCGCUUUCAAUCCCAACAAACACGACUAUUUAUUUGGCAGCUGGGGAUGGUCUCUUGGAACUUGAGGGAUUGACAUCGGUAUAUAAAAAUGUAUAUACGAAAUCUACCCUCCUCAAUGAUGAGGAUUUUAUGCGCAUGCAUGGGAACACAAAAGCAGCACUGGAUUACUACGUAUCGAUCAACAGCGAUGCAUAUAUAGCUACGUAUUUUGGGAAUAUGGACAAGAUGGUAGCUGCAAUGAGAACAUUGAAGGGGUUGUUUAGAACCCUUCUUCUGAGCAGGAAGGCUUUUGCAGACUGUAAUGCUAAGGAACUGAAAGGGAAGGAGUUGGUUGAAGCUCUAUGGAAGGCCCACCAUGAAGAUUUUGUUAUGGGCAGAGGAUCUGCUCUACCUGAUUGCUUUUGCGAGCAUAGGUUGUGAUUGCUAUUGUUUUGGCUGUGAGAUUUCAAGCAAUUACAUUGGAGAUCUUGAUUCAUGUAAGACCAAAAUCAUUGUUUUGGGAACCUGUUUGGACUACUAUGGAAAUCUUUUAGCAGUGAAUGAAUACCCCUCGCAGUUUCAUCCA